AUGCCGCGUCUGUCUUCGCGCCCUGAGGCGGACGUGGCAGACUUGGUCGAGAAGGCACAGCAAACUCAGACUCUGAGCCCUGCUGUCGACAACUUUCUUUCUGCGCAUGAAAAUGCCUUUUUCGCCCUCUUCAGUCGCCAGAUUGAACUCAUCAAGUCUCGUUCGCAGGACCUCAGAGAAGCACAGAUCACCAUCUUCGACAAAGCACUGUUGGCCCUCACGGAACACCCAAAAUGCCUCAUGCAUUCGGCAUCUGUCAAGUUCUUCUGCGAGGAAUAUCUCAACAUCGACCUCGGAGGACCCAUCACACAAUUGACCCGUACGCUGCAGCAGACUGUUCAAGCCCCUGAAGCACUGAAGCAAGCUUUGCUCUCCUCUGACGACGCUACCAUGGUCGCGCUGGAAGCCGAACGCGAAAUCAAGAAGUCUUCAAGACCGUUACCUGCCAUCUCGCAUCUUCGCAGAGAGAUGGAGCCCAGACUAGGGGCGUUGUGGAAUGUCUAUGAGCUUGCUCGAGCAGAUUAUCUGAUCGCGCUCGACAGAAGCAACAGAGAAAAGACCAUCAGCACUGCCAAAUUCCUCCGGGACACCGCCGAGAAUAUUCUGCUUUACCUCGAGAACAAGAACGCGGAUGCCUUGAUGAUAACCGAGCUCGAGGGGACGUUCAAGCAUGCGAAGAACACUGUUGUCUGUUUGACUGGUGGUAAAAUCAGAAAGUUCGACACGGCAGAGAUUGAAGGACUCAAAGGCGUGCCGCGCGGUCCGAGUCGAUUGGGCCAUCCCUACUCCCGUCAGUACCCUGACCCUUCAGAUACCGAAACCCGCUACAACAGCACGGCCUUGCCCCAGGGAUUGAGUUCUUCCGAUCGUCCUACUGGGUAUGAAAAUCGCGGCCGUUUGAGACGUAACGAGCUUCUUCCUCGCCGAAACGUCAGUUCAAGCGCAGACCAGCCAACUCGUGAUGACCAUUACGGCUAUGGCGGGGAGACAUCCUCGUAUGUGGCGGUAUCUGUUUCCGAUCCUGUCCGUCGCGACCACUACAGCGAGUUGGAUGAUCAAGAUCGUCCCGAAAGCCGGGCGGUGACGCCAGAGCCAGAAACUCGUCGUGAAUCCGACUACUGCCGAGAAGAGCGCAGCGCAUCACCUGCACCGUCACCUCGCAGAGGUGAUGGCGGACGUGACAGAAGCCGACCCCGCCAGUAUCGUCGACGCUAUAGGUCCCGAUCAUCUGACAGCCGAUACUAUCGUCCAUCACUUCGACGCCGAGAGUAUCCGCGCAUAACCAGCAGGGCUGACGACAGAGUCCCCGAUCGAAACCGAGGCCCAGCCAGAAACGAACGAGCCAAGAUCCCAAUGCCUGGACGUGGACACAGCGGGAUUCCCUACGGUUAUGAUAGCGAGAGACUGGUCGAUUCGUAUAGGCCGGAAUAUCGCGAUGAGGAUGAUCUGAGCAUGAAUGAGAAUGAAGUUUGA
Cladophialophora yegresii CBS 114405 is the source of this 1473-nucleotide messenger RNA. RefSeq lists its product as uncharacterized. Bases 1 to 1473 code for a protein of 490 amino acids. The record is from RefSeq and is a predicted model, not a curated record. NCBI's taxonomy places the organism in Eukaryota, Fungi, Ascomycota, Eurotiomycetes, Chaetothyriales, Herpotrichiellaceae. The transcript has 2 exons.